AUCGCACCGCUCGUUUGCCAUCUUGCCGCAUCACCGACAUCGUCUCUUCUCGUUUGCUCUUUCUACGACGCCGACGCCGAAAUCUUGGUAUGGAACGCGGUCUUCCUCCUAGAACAGAAACGGAUCAUACCAGACUCAGUAUUCACCGACCUCGUUCGGAGAAUUCGAUCGUCGCUUAUAAUCAUCCGCAAACCCACCACAAGUUCUCGAAACCACACCUCCCUUUACUCCUCGUCCACCCUCCGACGCAGGAAGAAGAACAAGACGAGGUUGAGGACGACGACGCGAUCGAGAUCGAUCUGAGAGGGAAACCUACGGGACAACACGUACACAUACAGGACGACAGAGCGAGUGCCAGGUUACCGCCGUUUUCCAGUUUUGAGAACCCUCUGAGGUAUCAGUUCCCCCCAGUCAGAGCUUCACCACCGGCACAGCUUCCGUCAGGUCCUAGCACGCAUCAGCUUCACUACCAGAGCAGACCGUCCACCAGACCGCCAUCUCCUCCACUCGUUACCAGACGGAUCGUCAGACCAGAGGUCUAUACCGGUAGUCUCGGGAACAGCCAGAGCAACAGCACCAAAAGCGGCAACAAGUCCACCCCGGUCAGCGUCACUAGUAGUCCUAGCAAGAACUCGCCGAAGAGCUUGUUUACGAGGACGGAACUGCGGAUAGGAUCGAGCCCGCCGACGAUUUUGUGUAACGCUUCAUCGAGUCAGACAUUACGGAAACGCCAACCAGUACCACAAGUACAGUCACAACCGGUUGUUGACGUUCAGCAUCAGCCGCAUUCAUAUUCGUAUCAGAAAGGACUUGCUCAUCCGGCAGAAGGAUUGACGCGACCGAAACUCGAACCCGAAUCGCCCGAGAGACAUUCUGGGUCGAACCCUUUGAUCGCUCCGCCUUCAACGGGACCCUCACCGGCAUUUUCGGCCGCAACUUUCUCAUCCCAAUCCGUCCCAUCGUCAUCCAAGACCUCGCCUCGAGCUCGUUACCAACAGCUGCAACCGACAUUACAUCGGCAACAACCAUUACCAACACUAGCACCACCUACAUCUCAGCAUCUUCCAUCUUCCUUCCAGUCAACUUCAUCGACGUCGACACGGCCGUAUCCGUCCUUGACACCUCGUUCACUCUAUUACCCUCACGCGAAAACUUCUCCUUUCGUCGCGCAACGUCCUAGAUUGUUCCAGAGGAACAGCGUAAGCGAGAUUAGGAUGACGGAAUCGAUCAGCCCGGAUCGACAACAGUCGUCCCAACAACAGCAGACACAACAACAGCAGUAUCGUCGAUCAGGAUCGCCGAUGAGUGGACAGCGGGAAGAGACGCCUACGCCUACUUCGGUCAAGCGGGAGGCACCGCCAGAGACGGAGGGAUCAGGAGAGUUAGGGGAAGGCAACAAGACGACUGGAUCGGACCCUCAACGUCAGGCGGAAGCAGAGGAGGCAAGGGAUGGAUUGGGCAAGACGCCCGAGUUUGAUUUCUCGGCUCGACGUCAUUCGUUGGCGACCUCUGCCUUCAUCAGUCCUAAUGCAGGACAGCCGGGAGUCCCGCUCGAACCCAUCAGGGUCGGUGGGCCGUACCACGGUCAGAACGCUCCGACGCAUCCUUCGCCCUUGGGACUCGGGGCUGGACCGGCUGUGCCGAAUUCGAGCGCUUCGUCCGUGACGAGGACGGUCUCGGGGACAGGCGUCAGUCAGCCAGGUGGACCGCCUGGACCUGGAUCGGCGUCAUUCAGAAAGCGAAAGGAGAGUCACGAUCGAGCAGCUGGAUACAUGGAUCAGGGUCUUGAGGGGGGUGUACAGGGUGGGAUGCCUUCGCCUGCCAUGUCGGUGGGCGGUGGACCUUAUCAUCACCUACCACCUCACAAUUCGUCUUCGGUCUCGAACAACCCGGCCAGCUCGACGAGCCAUAACAACACGUUCCAAAUCCCCGCUCCUCCGGUCUUUUCGAAUCCGUUUGGCAAUCACCCUUCUUCGUCAUCCACCUCGCUCGACCGGUUGGAGCCGCCCGCCAAGCGACGAGGAUCCACUUACGACUCGAGGAUGUCUCACCUCAGUAUCGCGCCUACCGGAUCUCCACCUAUCGGUACGGGCGGUGAAGGUGGUCCUACCCAGCCAGGGGGAAUGCCAGGCAGCGCGAUCCCAGCCAAUGGAUGGUGGGCUCAAGCCCCCGAUCGAAGGGAUUCGACCGCGAGCAUGUACUCGAACAGGUCAUUGGCCAGCUCUGCAGGCGGGUACGGAAGUUCUACCACGAGUUAUUCGCUCAUGUCUGACAAGGGCCCUUAUGCUACUCCGCCCUACGGUAUGUCGCUCCACCCCCGCUCAUCCUAAUCCGGCUCCCUCGGUUUCCGAUUCCGCUCGCCUCGAAUCGAUACUGACGAUGCCUAUCUGCCACUUGACAGGUCACAUGAGUGGUUACAUGAAUGCGCCUCCGCCUGAUUCGAUGCAUGAUCCUCGGGGACCGAACUCUAUGGCUCCAGGCAACCCUGGCAUGUCAGUCUCGAGUCAAUACUUGGAUCCAAAUGUCAGCGGAAUGGGAGGCGAUCACAUGGGUCACUACUCUUCGCAACACUCGACCCCUGUUCAGGAGCGUUCAGGAUCGGUCAGCGGGCUCGCUCACAACCCGGCAUUCAACGCACUCCCGCCUGAUACCAAGGAG
Messenger RNA from Filobasidium floriforme, 2658 nucleotides. RefSeq lists its product as uncharacterized. Bases 90 to 2330 code for a protein of 746 amino acids. The record is from RefSeq and is a predicted model, not a curated record. NCBI's taxonomy places the organism in Eukaryota, Fungi, Basidiomycota, Tremellomycetes, Filobasidiales, Filobasidiaceae. The transcript has 2 exons.